UUUGUGCUCUGCUUACUUCUGCCACAAGACUAUGAUCAACAUUUUCCCAUUUGGCCUUGCAUGUGAAGAUGAUUCCGAUGAAGAUUAUAAGGAAAACAAGUCAGUUUCAUGCAUAGAUGAAAACAAGAGAUCAGAGGCAGAGCAGAGAAUUAGUAGUACUAGUGGUGUUAUAAUGGAUUUUGAUCAACAACAGCAACAACAAGAGAAUAUUAAUGGUGUUGAGGUUGAAGUGGACUUUGAAAUCUGGCCAGUGGAACAUCCUAUGGAGCCCCCAGAUGAAGACAGGCCUGUAAAGUGCCCAAUGCCUGAGUCUUCUGUCAUUAAUGAUGAAGGAAGUAAGCGUGAGAAGAGACUUGCGGAGAGCUUGACGAAGAGAGCAGAGGAAUCGGCGGCGAACAAGCAAGGAAAAGAGGAUUCCGGUGCGGUUGCGGAGCGUCCGGUUCGCGCGGUGCGUAAGAGGCACCACACUCUAACCGGAGAAGGAGGGGACGACCACGACGUAAUAGUGCCGGCCUUAACAAGAAUGCCUCCUCUUCCGUCCGACAAGAAUCUCACCAUCUUUCAAGUGCUUCACGAGUGAUUCGACAAAUUUGAUUUGAGUCUUUAAAGAACAGAAAAGAAAAGGUAAAUAAUUGAUCAUUUUUGAACUUCAAUCUCAUCUGGGGUUUGGUCUUUCUUUCUUAAUUUCUUACUCUUUUUUUUUUUUUUUUUUUUUGGGAAUGGUGAUGAGAAAUAUUAGUAGUGUGAUUUUCCUGAUAUUAUGUGGCUGCUUUUAGGAUCAGAAAAAUGCUAAAUGUACGUAGCAUUUGGACGUCUUUUAGUUUGUAACUUCAU
This is a messenger RNA of Morus notabilis, 834 nucleotides long. RefSeq lists its product as uncharacterized. Bases 32 to 580 code for a protein of 182 amino acids. Lineage: Eukaryota; Viridiplantae; Streptophyta; Magnoliopsida; Rosales; Moraceae. The transcript has 3 exons. The record is from RefSeq and is a predicted model, not a curated record.